AUGGCUAAGAUAGGAAAACAAAGGGAAUUUAAUGCUGCACUAAAGAAAAUUCGUGGGGAGGAAAUUGAUGUAUCUGAAGAGGCAGCUGGAAUCAGGGAAUAUAUAGAAACACCGGAAAGGCUCCCAAAAGCCAGACUAAUUGAUUUGUUUCAGAGCAGAUACUUGAGUUAUGUUAUUGUUGUCUAUGAACGUGUACGAAACGAGAUGCGUGGGGAAAUGGAUGCUAAAGCUACAGAAAUGGAAGCUAAACAUCAACAAAUGCGUGAGGAAAUGGAUGCCAAAGUUGCAGCAAUAGAUGCCAAACAACAACAAAUUGAUGCAAAAUAUGAAGCAAUGGAGAAGAUGUAUGCAACCUUGCAAAAUAUGAUGGGAAAUUGA
Molecule: messenger RNA, 378 nt
Organism: Lactuca virosa
Lineage: Eukaryota; Viridiplantae; Streptophyta; Magnoliopsida; Asterales; Asteraceae
Source: the annotation of a GenBank genome assembly